Molecule: messenger RNA, 276 nt
Organism: Knipowitschia caucasica
Lineage: Eukaryota; Metazoa; Chordata; Actinopteri; Gobiiformes; Gobiidae
Source: the annotation of a GenBank genome assembly
AUGUACGAGGACAUCCGUGACAGAUGGUUGAGACAGCCCUUCAAGGACGUCCAUCCUCAGAAAGAGGAUGGGGGCCUCUGCGUGGGAGCGAAGCUCUGGAAAAAGAGCCCGAUGUGGGUCGAUGUGGCAAACUGGCAAGGUAAAAUGGGUCAGAGGUGUGUGCGCGAUGGACACACCACGCCACAGCACCGGGCUGCUGCUUAUGAAGCAAUUGCAGGUUGUAACCCUGAGGCCCUUCAAGGCUCCUGGUUCAAAUGGCUGUCGGAAGACUGUUGA